UGCAACCAUAGCUGCUUAGCUGCACUACAGUCACUUCUUUAUGCUGCAGCCCAGGGGUUAUGUGCCACAACUUGUUCCUGUUCAGCGGAUUUCUCACGUUCUAAGGGGACUUGGAUGUACAGAACAUACCCAGGAGCCCCAGGCGGAUCAGCCACAAGACGGGUAUCUCGUGGAGCGCACAGCUGACACUUGUGCGUCAGCUGCAGAAAUAUGGAGUGACUUCCCUUAAAGAAAAUCACCACAGGCUUAAUAUUCCUGACCUUUGAGAUGCAUUUUACGUCAAAACAUCGGGAGGGGAAACAAAGCUGGAUGCAUGAGCCACUGUGGUUUCAUGGGCUGUGAUUUUUAAGCAUCAGUUGCAUCGGCACAAAGUUUAGUCGCGCGUCCUGUGUAAGCUGUACACGCUCAGGAGGCACCUGAGGAAUUUGCGGUGCGGGACAAGGUGAGACGGUUCUGCCUCGUGAGUACGCAGGGUGCGCGCUCCUCUCUCCAUAUCACUGACACUUAAAAAUUUAAUUCUCCGGCUCCACGAGACGGACAUUAAUUACGGAGCGCGCACGAGCAGCAGCCAAGGAAAGCUCCGAACAUGCACGCCGAUAACCAUCAAAGGACACCAAACACGUGGUGUAAUAUUUAGCUGGUCUGGAUCCAAAAUUAAUUCCGAGCGUAAGCUUUGUGGCGCACCGGAGUGACUUGCUAACAAGCGCAGCUACCAGCCUGUUUGUGUUUGCAACCUGCAGUCAGUUGCUGGGGACGCACGUAGUAAAAUGAGGUUUGAAAGCAUCAUCUUAUUCGUCGCUCUCUGCUCUUUUACCGCUUAUUAUAUUUAUGAGCCCAUUCCCGAGGAGAUAGAGGAGAGAUGGAAACUCAUGCUGAUCAACUCUUUCUUCAGAAGUCUCAGCCACCUGGCAGACUUCAGUGAAUUACUGGGGCUGAAAGACUACAUGGGGGUGAUGUACUUCAUUACUCUGGCUGAAAAGGUAGUGCCUGUGUCUGACGAGCAUGUCAAGGUGACAGAGGAGAAAUUUGAUGGAGUGGAGGUGGUGCUGUACCAGCCAAAGCAGAGGGGCGGUGACAUUGAGCUCAGGAGGGCUGUCAUAUACCUGCACGGUGGAGGGUGGUGUCUGGGUAGUUCCAUGAUGAGUCCAUAUGAUCUCCUGGCCAGAAAAAUUGUCACCGAGCUAGAUGCAGUGGUUCUUUCUGUUGAGUACCGACUUGCCCCUGCUCACCACUUCCCUGUGCCAUAUGAGGACGUAUACCAUGUGGUCAAACACUUCCUCCAGAAGGGGGUGCUGGCCCAGUACUCUGUGGACCCAGGACGCAUUGCUGUGUCGGGGGAUAGUGCUGGGGGGAAUCUGGCAGCUGCUGUCUCCCAGCAGCUGCAAAAAGAGCCUGGACAGCAGGUUCAGUUGAAGGCCCAGGCACUCAUCUACCCCGUGCUGCAGGCUCUGGAUCUCAACACGCCUUCGUAUCAGCAGAAUCAGGACAUGCCCAUUCUGCCGCGCACCCUCAUGGUGCGUUUCUGGAGUGAGUACUUCACCAGUGACAAGGCCCUUUUCAGAGCCAUGAUGGCCAACACCCACAACAACCCUGAGUCUUCCAGCCUGCUGAAGUUUGUCAACUGGAGCACCUUUCUGCCAGAAACAUAUCACAGAAAAUAUAAUUAUAGUGCUCCUGCUGUGGUGCAGGGAGUCGGAGGGGAGGCAGUUGGGAAGGAUGGACCAUCUCGAUCUAUUGCUGACCCGAGGGCAUCACCCCUCCUGGUUCCAGACACUGCCUUACGCUCUCUGCCCAAGGCUUACAUUCUGACAUGUGAGUAUGAUGUUCUCCGAGAUGAUGGGAUCAUGUAUGUCACACGGCUUCGUGCUGCUGGUGUCGAGGUGACACAUGAACACUAUGACAAAGGAUUUCAUGGAGGGCUGAUGUUCACCGUGUGGCCAACUGACUUCCUCAUUGCACAUCGCAUGACAGACAACUUUAUUAAAUGGCUCAAGGAAAACUUGUAAAAAGAUAAAAAAAAACUCUUGACUAUCAGUGUUCAUUCCAUUUUUUUUCCACACAAUGCACCAGUGUUGGUUAGGUGCAAUUUGUUACUGUCUGGCAUUCAACUUUUGUUGUUCUAUUCUUUUUCUUUGGUUAUGCAAUGUUUCUGAAAAUAUGUUAAGAAAUCAAUCAACAUCUGUUUUUCCACUUGUGGGUUGUACCACAUUAGAAACCAGUAGGAAAGGAUUUUUGAAAUAAUAGUUCUCAUUUGUUCAAAUAAGAUGGUUUGAGUAAAACACAAUAGAUAUGACAUCUUUCAAGAACAAUAGUAGUACUGUGUUCAUUGUCCAACGAACACACUAUUAUGCAGGGAGAUUUUCGGGGAAAAACAAACGGUGGAAAAAGUACAAAAUUUGUUGUGUUAUGUAAGGUUAGAUGUGUAUGUUUUUUUGCUGGUUAGCUUGUCUUUUGUGGUACUACUGAUUCUUGUUUCCCAUCACAGGACCUUCAACCUGUUCCAUUAUCCAUUGCAUCAGAAUCAAUGCUGUUAACGCAUGCCCAAAAAAUAAAUAUGAGCUAUCCCA
Epinephelus lanceolatus (giant grouper) is the source of this 2567-nucleotide messenger RNA. RefSeq names its product arylacetamide deacetylase (gene aadac). NCBI's taxonomy places the organism in Eukaryota, Metazoa, Chordata, Actinopteri, Perciformes, Serranidae. Gene Ontology annotation, cellular component: membrane. The record is from RefSeq and is a predicted model, not a curated record. Gene Ontology annotation, molecular function: carboxylic ester hydrolase activity.